AUGUCUGCGAGGAAGCAGGAGGCCGCCGACUCGAUGGAGCCAGCAUGCAUGCUGUGUGGCCGGGCAGAGGCUGACCCGCACAUCUGCGGGAAGAAACUGCAGAAGCAAGGGAUCUGCGCCCACGUCUUUUGCCUGUUUUUUGCCACCGGCCUCGUCCGGCAAUGGGUCAACAGCGUGGCCCUGAUGGGAUUCCCCUUGGAAGAUAUUCGCUGUACAGUCGAGCACGCAGCGCAGAAGCGCUGCUUCGUCUGUGGCGAGAGCGGGGCCGCCAUCACCUGCUGCCAGGAGGGCUGCGACCGCAGCUUCCACCUCCCCUGCGCCGUGGAGGGGGAAUGCGUCACGCAGUUCCUUCCUCAGUACAGGUCCUUCUGCUGGCAGCACCGCCCAGAGCAGGCAGUGGAGGCGGCUCCGGGGGAGAACACCGCCUGCCUCAUCUGCCUGGACCCUGUUGAGGACAGGAAGUCCUACGGCACCAUGGUGUGCCCAGUGUGCAAACACGCCUGGUUCCAGAGGGCCUGCAUCCAGGUAGGAGCCCUUCCCUCGCCCACGGGGGGGGCACGGCGGGCGCCCAGCAGCACCAAGGCCUCACGCCUGCUCCUCAUGUUUCCCCUGCAGGGACAGGCUGCGCGCGCCGGCAUUUGCUUCCAGUGCCCUCUCUGUAGAGAUAGGCGUGCAUUUCUCAAAGAGAUGCUCACCAUGGGCAUCCGAAUCAUCUUCAGAUCCCCAGCAUGGGAGAAUGGGCACGCAGAUGAUGAAGAAAAUGAGAGGCACAGCCGCUGCGAUGCCCGUGAGUGCCUUUGCCCAGGAGGCAGGCAGCACGCAGAGGAACAGGGGCCCUGGCAACUGCUCCUGUGCUGCUCCUGCGCUGCCGAGGGCACCCACAGACAAUGCUCCCACUUGGGGACCGGCGCGGCCAGAUGGGAGUGCAACAGCUGUGCUGGCCUGGGCACCGCCUCCAGUGGCAGCUCGGAGGUCACGGGUCCCAUCACCGAGAGCCAGUCACGAUCGGGGCCGUCCCACAGCUCUCCAGCACCAGAGACCAGCAGCCCCAGCAGCACUGGUCUCCAGGCGCCAUCGGGCCUCUCCCACGGCUCCCCAGUGCUUGUGGGCCGCAGCUGGUGCCGUCCACCUGGGCCUGACCGAUUGCGGGACCGCUCUCGCUCGCGGUGUCGGGCCCAAAAGCCCUACAGCCGGCGCACAAGAGGCCGUGGCAGGAGCCGCGCACCAGCACCCAGGGCUGAGAGCAGCAGCCCCGCACAGUCGGUGCCGGGAUGCUCCCGUGGCUCCCCGGUACCCGAGACCGGCAGCCCCAGCACCCCCAGCUCUGCACGGCUCCAGAGCAGCCGCCGCCCCAGCCGCCCCGGGCCCGUGCGGGGACGAGACCGCUCCCGCUUACGACGUCGGGCCCAGAACCCUUACAGCCGGCCCGGACGCUGA
Messenger RNA from Tyto alba (common barn owl), 1437 nucleotides. Its product is annotated as PHD finger protein 7-like. The coding region runs from base 1 to 1437 and encodes 478 amino acids. The transcript has 8 exons. Gene Ontology annotation, cellular component: nucleus. The record is from RefSeq and is a predicted model, not a curated record. NCBI's taxonomy places the organism in Eukaryota, Metazoa, Chordata, Aves, Strigiformes, Tytonidae.